Molecule: messenger RNA, 3358 nt
Organism: Ceratina calcarata
Lineage: Eukaryota; Metazoa; Arthropoda; Insecta; Hymenoptera; Apidae
Product: CBP80/20-dependent translation initiation factor
Exons: 10
Coding region: 906-2276 (456 amino acids)
Biological process (GO): regulation of translational initiation
Cellular component (GO): cytosol
Molecular function (GO): RNA binding; protein binding; translation activator activity
Source: RefSeq, a predicted model, not a curated record
CAUGCGUGGUCGAGGAUUCACGGACGAGCGAGUGGACGGAUCGCGGAUGAUCCAGCUCGAUCGUUCAUCGCGAACACGUGUAAUGUGCGCGUAAAUGGCAUCGCCUCGAAGCGGAACGUCGCGUCGUCGUCGUCGCUCACCCUUCCGUUUUCGCUGUUUGAACGUGUGAGCAUUGAGCACGCGAACGCGCGUCGCAAGAUCGAUGAUGCGUCGCAGUUCUAGCCAUUCGAGUCGCCCGCAUUGAUGUUGCACUCGGGAAAUCGAUCGCGUUCAUUCCAAGUGAUCUCUAAGAAAAAUGUUCCAAGUGUUGUCAGGUUUAGCCGUUGAUAAUCGAGGUUUUACGCGGCGAUUUUAGUCGAGUGUGGAUCUAGUUGGAAUUCUUUUUUUUCCUUUUAAGUAAAGCUGAAUACGUGCGUUGUUCGAAAUUGCAUAGGAAAUGUAAAGAGUGUGUUACAUUUAUAUUUGCACUUAUUUAAUUAAUUUCUGAUCGAGAGAAUAUACAGUUUUUGAAAACGCGUAAUUACAUAGCAAAUGGGUUCGAAGAUCACACCUAGGAUGAGCGCAUAAUCGCGAAAGGGGGAACAAUGAUUCAUCGCGAUAAUUUGAAUACAGGUUCGCGGUUGUCUCGAAUCGGUUGAUCGAGUGCCAGCAACGGGCAACAGAGAACAACGUCAGUGCCGCGGCUCACUUCCGGCCCUCCGGUACCGGUAAAACGAAACUGUGUACGAACGAACAUAAAUUACAUUUUUCCAACGAAUCUAUCAAAUACUACGAACGUUUCUUCGCAAAUCUCGAAGUAAUCUCGACAAAUUUUCUUUGCUCUGCGAUGUACCCGAAUAAAGUUUAAUUGGUGCUGCGGCUCGUUGAUUCUUUCGGCCGCUGUAAUCGGAUAAUUGCCUUGCAAGAUGGUACGCGUCGCACGCUUGUCCCCCAUGAAGGAAGAGGCUGUAAAGAUGAAGGAUGCUCUUCCGCAGAAAGGAAAUAAUAAUAACAAUAAUAGUAGCAGUAAUAACAACAAUAAUAAUAACGUAGCUACGUUAAAAAAUAAACCUUCCUUGGAAAUUUACCGACCUCCAGGAGGAAGAACGGAAGGAAACACGGCGAACGCUACUAAUCCACGACUAAACGUACACGCUAAGGAGUUCACUAUGAAGCAGAAUGACUCGCAUUCUUCGAAGUCUCGGACGAAUGCCUCAGAGCGAUCUCCGUACUACCUGCAGCACAGCAAGUCGAGCGGAAACGUGCAUCGAUAUCUUUACGCUCAGCAUCAGCAACAGAUACAACAUACUCUUCAACAGCAGCAGCAGCAGCAUCAUCAAUCAUCUCGUCAUUCACAGAGCGGGCAUCAUUCGACGAGCUCGGUGUUAAAACAGUCACAUCCGCUUGACACGUCGGCAUCGAGUGGAAAUAUCUUGCAUGGUUCAGGGAGGGUCCAUUUCAAUAUGGAUCAAAAUGAAGCUAAAGCCAACCCAGCAAAACCCCCCAGACUCACAAAAUCGUUGUCCUUUGUCUCUACUUACGGCCUGAAACGAUCGAAAAGCUUAAACGCAGCCGACGUGUUGGCCGCGAAGGCGAUGAAUAUUUCAGACGCGUCUGAAUUGGGGAAAUUCCCAUCGGCGAUUCAGGAUUCGCUUCUCAGAGCUAUCGAAGAUCCAAACUUACUGAAUGCGCGAGCCUUGAUGGAACUCGUACGACACAUCUUGGAGAGAGUCGUAGAGAAUCGGAAGUAUGCAGAACCUGCGGCGAAGAUUUGCAUCACUAUUAUAGAAAAAGAGACUAAGGAAACUUUCUUAGAGUCCUUGUUAAAUAUGUGCCAGCAGUGGUACCAGGAUCGAGCUAAGAUCCUCUACGGCGACGGAUCCAGCUAUCAUCGUUACUCAGCUUUCAUGACCUUCUUGAACGAGAUGUAUUGCCAGUUAAAGCGAAGGCAGUUACAGUUAAAGACGCAACAGGAGGGCGUUCCACCCGGACGCGUCCUUCUUACGUUGCUCUGGAAGUGCUGCCAAGAUUGCUUGCAACCUCCAGUCGUCAAUUCUUUGGCUGAGACGGAUUGCCUGUUCUUCAUUCUGACAUGCAUCGGCAAGGAUCUGGACACGGAGUUGCCGGCUCAGUUGCAGCAACUAUUGGGAAGCCUGAGGGACGCUUUCCUCGCGGAGGACACGAUAUUACCGUCGGUCAGAAAGACUCUCUUACAAUUGAUCGAACUUCACGCCGCCCAUUGGCAGCUCCCAGCGCCGGCGGUCGUUUAUUACUAUCCGGGAUCGACCUCGAAAUGAUCCUUCCGCCCUUUCGAUUCCUCCGUCCGUUCGUCGGUUUUUCUGUGUGUGUGCGUGUGCGAGCGCGUUAAAAGGAUCGUUUGUACUUGAACACAUGCGAAUAAAAAUGAAACGAGUGGUGUGAGCGAGUUGCGCGGAGUCGACAGCCCGGAGCGAUGUUUCCUAAUUGUCAUGGAAAUGUUAUGGAAUGGUUUCUCCCAUCAUUUUUAAAUGUUCUUUUGUUUCCGAGAACGUGCGCUCUACUUUAUUCAGCUUGUAAUAUCGAGCUCGUAAUAAACGUGUCUCGGGCGCAACGAGCUCCUUGCGAAACUCUAGUUCGUUUAAGUGAUUAGGUGUCCGAUGCGUCAGCCGCGAUCUCGUUGUUACUGCGAAGAACGAUCGUGUCCCGUGAGGUUCAGCAAAAAAUGAUUUACGAUGAUCGCUAUUGCAAGAAGUGUCGCAAGAACGACGUAACUGGCUAAUUCAUCUCAAUGAGAGUAAUCCAUUGACGCGACGUACGGAAACCGGGUUUUCGCAAUUUAGAAAAUGUCCCGUUAGUGAGCCAGACGUAAAAAAAGAAGAACAGUUUGAUAAUUGUACGGGACUUAAAAGGCACAUGUAUGGGCUUUGUACUAGUUUAAGAUGUGUUUUGUUCUAACUUUUGUUUAUUAGAAGCGAUUCUUCAAUCAUUGUCGAAGAACGAAACGGAUGAACACGAAUUUCGAUUACUCUACCUCGAAUUUUCCUCGGCUUUUUCCGUAAACGCGAUCAAGCAGAAACUAUCGAACCGAAUGUGAGAAUGACUGAUGAAAAUUACCGCCGAACUUGUCGAACGAUACAAUGAAAAAACAAACGAAACGAUUUGAAUGUCUACGAUGAUUUCUAUGCUUAUGAUGUAUUCCUUUGAACGUGUGAAGUAAACGAUGAAUAAAGAAACUGGAAAUAUUGUUGGACCAGGCGGCGCUUUUCCGCCUGCCUUAGGUACAUCAAAUUUCGAAACCAAACGUAUACAUAUGUACUUUUCUUCUGUAUCCGAGCAGAAAAUAGUUAAGCUCCAAUUAUAAAGUACGUAUACAAAAAAGAAAGGAUCUCUGUUCAACUCA